AUGUUACCAAAGUCGGGCAAACGCGAAGAGAAGUACUCUCUCCUCAAAGACGAGACUGAGGGAGAGUCUUGCGAAGAAGGCGCGUCGAGAGAUUCCUCCGUCGAUCAAGAAGCCGGGUUCGCCAGAGUCAGGAAACACCUUCCAUGGCAAAAGUUCGACCCAGCUUGGAGAUCUUGGUAUCUCUUCGUUCCACCCAUCCUUGUCUUCUCAAUACUGGCGUAUCUCGCCUUCUUUCCAUCAUGCGAAACCUGCCAGAAGAUGGACCUCGACCUAUCAGGGUACGUCUGCGCGCCCAACGGCGCUCUACCCAAAAUCGCGCGCGACAGGGGCUGCGAGUUUGACACCAUGUCGUUUAAAUGGUGGCCCAAAGAGCCUAUGGCGCACAAAGACAACGUGGCCCUACUCAAAGAAUUUCACAAUGAAGGGCCAUGGCAUCGAUACUAUGAUAAGGGCGGAAAACAUGAGAUACCACCGACGAGCGAAGUCUUGACCGCCGGCUGGGUCACGAGGAAGGAACACACAUACCACUGCAUGUACACUCUGCGGCAGACGCACCUGUGGAUUUCUCUGGGCUACGAUCCCCCUUUCAAUUACAGCCAUACGAUACAUUGCACCAAGUACAUGAUGGACGCGAUACUGGAGAAUCCGCCGAAAGACUUCGAAGAGCUCAAUGUCCAUGGCACCCCAUGGCCGGAACAUCCUGAUGUUGUAAGUGUUGCUCCCUGA
Molecule: messenger RNA, 726 nt
Organism: Colletotrichum paranaense
Lineage: Eukaryota; Fungi; Ascomycota; Sordariomycetes; Glomerellales; Glomerellaceae
Exons: 1
Coding region: 1-726 (241 amino acids)
Source: RefSeq, a predicted model, not a curated record